AUGGCUAAAUGCACCUAGAAGGUCUGAAAUGUCUGUAAAUACAGGACCCGUUAUGGCACCUCCCUCAGGAAAAUGGUGAAGAAAAUUGAAAUCAGCCAGCAUGCCAAGUACACUUGCUCCUUCUGUGACAAAACCAAGAUGAAUAGACAAGCUGUGGGGAUCUGGCACUGUGGUUCCAUCAUGAAAACAGUAGCUGGUGGUACCUGGACCUACAGCAUCUCUUCUGCUGUCACACUAAAAUCUGACAUUAGAAGACUGAAGGAAUUGAAAGACCAGUAGAAGCUCCACAGUUUGAAACAUUGCUAGCCUAUAAUAAAUGGGCUAA
Eptesicus fuscus (big brown bat) is the source of this 325-nucleotide messenger RNA. RefSeq names its product 60S ribosomal protein L37a-like. The record is from RefSeq and is a predicted model, not a curated record. Gene Ontology annotation, biological process: translation. Gene Ontology annotation, molecular function: structural constituent of ribosome. Gene Ontology annotation, cellular component: ribosome. Lineage: Eukaryota; Metazoa; Chordata; Mammalia; Chiroptera; Vespertilionidae. The transcript has a single exon.